AUGAUCAAAGUUGCUGAGAUGAAGGCUGAAACUCCGCUUCAUUUUGAGGACAACAUGAGAGAAGAGGAGAGGAGCAGACUGAACUGUGUAGACUUACCUCGGAGCAGUUUAACAGACGAGCAGACCACAGAUCUGCUGCAAUGCCAGGACGCCACUGACGACAGUUCUCCUUUCAAGUACAGAAGAUACGGGUCUCGUCUGAGUGGGGUCAAAGUUCGCCACAAGAGACAGGUGCUGCAAGACAUGGCCCGACCGUUGAAACAUUGGCUGUACAAACACCGUGACAACCCUUACCCAACCAAGACAGAGAAGGUCCUGCUGGCUCUGGGCUCACAGAUGACGCUAGUGCAGGUUUCGAACUGGUUUGCGAACGCCAGGCGGAGGCUGAAGAACACAGUGAGACAGCCAGAUUUGAGCUGGGCCCUGAGGAUCAAACUGUACAAUAAAUACAUCCAGGGAAACGCUGAGAGACUGAGCAUGUGCAGCAAUGACACUGACUCUGAUGAUGAAGAGUGUCCCUUACAAACUCCUAUCAGCCAAUCAGACUUUGGCAGAUCAUCUUCCCACAAGAGGCUGCCCGAGAAGAAGGGCAGCAUCCUCGCCAUGGCAGACUCCGCCAACAGCGACGACAGCGCGUCACAUCCAUCCAAGUACAAGAGCAGUUUACUGAACCGGUAUCUGAACGACACCCUGCGUCACAUGAUGGCGGCGAAGGCCGACGGCGUCACCUCGGCCCACAAGAGGAGGAGCCACUCCGAGUCCUUCAGUUCCAACGAGUGUGACCGAGAUGUCGUCUCUCCGGCGUCGUCCUACGAAACAGAGGCCAACUUUGUCUACCACAUGGGUAUGAGAUACACGGUGGACUAUGCUUCAACUAAAUGUGACAGGGAGCAGCAGCAGUGCCGAGGCCAGCAGAGAGGAGGCGAGCAGGGCUGGAGGGAGAUCCAUGCCGCCGUGGCUCUGACCAACUUGGCCCAGGGGCAGAGCUGCACAGCAGACCAGAGCAGCGUGUCAGUGCCCAGAGCUGGCACGGGGCAGAGCUGCACCAGAGGGCCUUUCUCGGUAACGAGGACCACAAUCAUGGACCGGAUUUGUGUCACAGGACCCACCGCCGCUCCGAGGCAGAGCUGCACCGCGAGGCCCACUCUCACCAGCCGCAUCAUCCAGAAGUCCUCUCACAUCUCGGAGGUCCAGACUGUCAACGUGGCCCUGGCAAACAGUGUGUAG
This is a messenger RNA of Anoplopoma fimbria (sablefish), 1227 nucleotides long. Its product is annotated as homeobox protein Mohawk-like. The record is from RefSeq and is a predicted model, not a curated record. Gene Ontology annotation, cellular component: nucleus. Gene Ontology annotation, molecular function: RNA polymerase II cis-regulatory region sequence-specific DNA binding; DNA-binding transcription factor activity, RNA polymerase II-specific. The transcript has 6 exons. Gene Ontology annotation, biological process: muscle organ development; cell development; regulation of transcription by RNA polymerase II. Bases 1 to 1227 code for a protein of 408 amino acids. Lineage: Eukaryota; Metazoa; Chordata; Actinopteri; Perciformes; Anoplopomatidae.